Prunus armeniaca (apricot) is the source of this 1314-nucleotide messenger RNA. Lineage: Eukaryota; Viridiplantae; Streptophyta; Magnoliopsida; Rosales; Rosaceae. The record is from the annotation of a GenBank genome assembly.
AUGGACUCUCUGCUCGCUAACUACGCCUCUUCUGACGAAGAAGAAGAUCAACAACAGCCUCCCAAAUCCGCAGCUUUGCCCUCAAAACCCAGCUCUGAACCUUCUUCCUCUUCCUCUCUCUUUUCUUCUCUACCCAAACCCAAACCCCAAAUUUCCUCUCUCUUUUCUUCUCUACCCAAACCCAAACCCCAAACUUCCUCUCUCUUCCAGUCCCUUCCCCAACCGAAACAAACCCGAACUAAACCAUCAAAUCUUCGUCAUGAUGACGACGACGAUGAUGAAGACCAAGAUUCAAAACCCACCUCCAAACCCUUGUUCUCUACGCUUCCUCCGCCCAAAUCCCAAAUCCCAAAUCAACCCAUUACCAAUAUCUCAUCCUCAGACCGAAACCCUAAAAGGGUCGUCCAAUUCAAGCCUCCCAUUAGCUCUUAUUCGAUGAAGUCGUCCCAAUUGGACGACGAAGAUGACGAUGAUGAUGAAGAAGAAGAAAGGCGAAGGCGAAAAGCGUCUGAAUCCUCCUCUCAAACAUCGUCCGGGAAGUUCAUAUUUUCUCUUCCAGCGCCUAGGUACUCCGCCACAUUGGGUGCGAGUUCGGGUUUGGGUUCGGGCCGAAGAGCCAUUCUUGAAACGGAAUCAGUUGGUUCUAAAGUGAAGAGCGAUGCAGGGGUGGAUCAAAAUGUUGCUAGUCACGAGAAUCACCAAUCAAGUAUUGAUCAGAAUGCAGUUAACUAUGAAAGCUAUGGAGGUUAUGAGACUUACCAAUCUGGUAUUGAUCAAAAUGCAGUUAACUAUGAAAGCUAUGGUGGUUAUGAGAGUUACCAGUCUGGCAUUGAUCAAAAUGUGGAUGUUGGGGUUCAAUUACAGGCAGGAAUUAGCGGUAGUGAUGCUUCAAAUAAUGGUAGUUAUGAUGUUUAUGGGAGUAAUGCUGCUUAUAGUGGUUAUGGGCGGUAUGGGAAUGAUUGGGUUGAUGGGUCUGAAACUGCAGCGCUGGCGAUUCCAGGGACAGAUGUAAGUGGGAUUAAAGUGAGUAAAAGGAGAGGGAGGAAUGAGGUGCCAACUGAAAUAGUUGAGGUUAAGCAGGACGAGUUGAUGAAGAAUCGGCCAAGGGAAGACCAGGCCAAGUCAACCGGAAUAGCUUUUGGGCCUUCUUAUCAGCCUGUUUCAACUAAAGGGAAGCCUACAAAGCUGCAUAAGAGGAAGCAUCAGAUUGGUUCUCUAUACUUUGAUAUGAGGCAGAAGGAGAUGGAACUUGCAGAACGACGUUCAAAAGGCUUCCUCACAAAAGCUGAAACACAAGCCAAGUAUGGAUGGUGA